AAUACGGCGCGGGAGUUCGCACAAAGCACCGGGCGGAGAUUGACGUCGGUUCUGUUGCGUUGCGCGCGACAAUGUUUACGUUUAGCGGGUUUAUAGAGUGCCUGUGAUCUGUGAGUGAAAUGACGUUUUCUGGUAAUAUGAAGAGCAAGCCGCGCGUGAAAGACACAUGGGAGUCAGAGCUCGGUUAUGGGUGGUCACGGAAUGGCCAGCGGCGAUGUAGGCACCGGCCAGAAUCCACGAUGUCUGUUAGUAGCGAUAUAAGGUUCACUCGUCGUAAAUUGAGUCGACCUUGCAGAGGAUGCUGUGCGGCCAUCGCUGCCCUACUUGUGUUAUUGUUACUCGCCGCUGUCGCCGUCUACCUCGGACAUAUGUACCUUUUUGGAGAUCCUUUGAACCGGCAAACAUUCAAGGGAUCGUUUAUAGUAUCGCCCUGGAGUUCAAAAGAGGAAUUAUCAUUAAAUUUAGCUGACAAUAGCACUCGAGAAUCAGAGUUACAGCAAAUAUUAUCUGAUGUGUACAGCCGCUCUGAGCUACGAUCAUGCUUUGUGGAUGCGGACAUAUUGGCGUUAGAUAAUGCAGAUGAAGGAACUCGAGUCCACUUUGAGGUGUCAUUUGAGCCGAUUUUUACAGCGGUUAGUACACCUGCGGUCAUUGACGUCAUGGCACAGGCUCUACUUACACCUUACUUCACUGGCCUGGGUGCUGUUCCUGAUACAUUACAUAUAGAAGAAAGCUCAGUGAUAUCAUCCGAAGCGCUCAAAGAAAGUGAAACCACAACAACCGAGGCGGCAACAACUGAGAUCUUAUUAGAAGUGGAAGAAGAGCUGCGAGAGUGUUCACAUUUGGCGUUAUCACUUUGCUCGCAUUUACCAUACAACAUAACAACCUAUCCAAAUCUAGUCGGUCACGCGUCCAAGGACGCCUUGUUGCGCGACCUCGUUGCAUUCAGGGAACUAUUAGAUGCGGAGUGUUCUCAUCUUGCACAGGACUUUGUGUGCCAACUGCUGCAGCCCCGAUGUGAGGAGAGACACUUAGUCUACCCGUGUCGAGCAUAUUGUCGCGCCUUCCACGCGGGAUGCGGCGAACGACUGCCUGACCGUUUGCGACCACAUUUUGACUGUUCUCGCUUUCCUGACUACCACGGCCCGGGAUCGUGUGCGCCAGAACCAGAUUGUCGCGGCGGCCUGCAGCGGCUUGCUCUAUCAAGACGUGCAUGCGACGGAAUACCAGAUUGCACGGAUGCUGCUGACGAACGCAGUUGUUCUCACUGCGCAGCCGCCGGUACCGACAGCAUUCGAUGUGCGCUCAAUGCAAGGUGCCUACCGCCACAUUUGCGCUGCGAUGGUACACCCGAUUGCGCUGACGGUAGCGAUGAAACUGGAUGUUUGUGGGUAUCUCGAUCAUUAGCUUCUUGGAAAAGGGAAAAUGGCGAGACAACAAUGGGAGCGGUAAGAACUCGGGUCGGAUACGCCGUAUGGGCAGAAAGGGGACGUUUCGGAAAGAUCUGUGCUACGCCUUAUGAGAAUGACAAGAGAGCCCUAAUGAGCGUCGCAACAUCACUAUGCACUGCUCUUACUUACAAAUCAGCAAUUACUGCAGAAGCCGUCCCUGAUGUCGAAGGGGAUACCGAAGACGAUCAGGAAAAUAAUUACAAACCGGAGUACGUGGAAAUAGUCAACCCUGCUGCGGCUGAAAUUUCAUUUAUCAAAACUGAGUGCCCAGAGAGAAAAGUCAUAAAAAUUGUCUGUGACCAGUUAGAAUGUGGUGUACCAUCAGCGCGAGGAUUAAAUGCGGUUAAAGGAGUUGAGGGUUUAUCGAGAUCAGCGCGUCCUGGCGACUGGCCCUGGCAUGCCGCACUGCUUAGGUCCCAUGUUCACGCCUGUGAUGCUGUCCUUGUACAUUCAUCAUGGCUUAUUACUACUGCGUCUUGUUUUCAGGGACAACCAAAGGCUGAGUGGACAGCAAGAUUAGGAACUGUGCGCAUUCAGAGCACGACACCAUGGCAACAAGAACGACGAAUUGUUGGAAUGAUUCGUUCACCAGUAGAAGGCAGUAUGUUGGCAUUGGUUCGAUUAGAAGAACCUGUCGAAAUGACUGACUUUGUCAGACCAGCUUGUUUACCCGAGAACGGUUUCCACGCACAUAAUCAAAGUGUUUGUAACACUCUCGGUUGGACAAGAAAUAGAGACCAAUUACAAAGAGUGCAUGUUGUAACAACUUCUAUGAAUACUUGCGAAAAUGUCAGCAUAGCUACAGGAAAUGGUAUUUGUGCUGAGCCGCUAUACGAUCAAGAUGAUUGUGAUGAAGAGGAGUAUGCCGGGAGUUCAAUGAUGUGUUUUGAUGAGAAAUCUAAACAUUGGUCGCUGUUAGGUGUGAGUAGUUGGCGAAUUGCCUGCUCGAAAAUUGGUUUAGGAAGACCCAGAAUUUAUGAUGCUGUUACAUCACAUGUUGAUUGGAUUCAGAAGACUAUAUUAAACUCUUCCAGAUGACCUGAAUUACUGAAUUUACUUUUGAUUAAGACUGGUUUAGAAAAGUUAAAGAAAUUUAAAAAUCAUAAUUUAUGAUCAUAACAUGAAUUAAAAUAGUUUUUAAGACUUAUCAAAUCAGUUAAAAAUACAUUUGUACAAUGAGUGAAUAUAUUAAAUUAACUUGAAUAAUUGUAUAUUAUACAUUUUUCUAGUUGUUAUUUCAUAAUCUAUAAUACUGACACAGAAGUCUUAGAUUAGUCUUUGCAAUAUCCGUUAAAUUAUGUGUAAGGUUGUUAUAAUUUUUAAUAUUGAUAAAAUUGAGUAUUAAAACCAUGAAGCCAUGAUAUGUAUAUUAAAUUUAAAAUUAUUUUUUGUUAGAAUCUUAAGUAUUGACUUUUAAAAAAAAGAUGAAUUUUUCAAUAGUUUGGAGAUUUAUAUCCUUUAAUUCUUUAGAGAUACAAAACAAUUGAAAAAUUCACUUCAACUUUAAUAAGGUGUAUCAUAGCAAUUUAACACAAGUGUAAAUAUUUUUAACCAAAU
Molecule: messenger RNA, 3008 nt
Organism: Pieris rapae (cabbage white)
Lineage: Eukaryota; Metazoa; Arthropoda; Insecta; Lepidoptera; Pieridae
Product: atrial natriuretic peptide-converting enzyme
Exons: 12
Coding region: 120-2489 (789 amino acids)
Biological process (GO): proteolysis
Molecular function (GO): protein binding; serine-type endopeptidase activity
Source: RefSeq, a predicted model, not a curated record